UGCCAGACGGGUUUAGCUCGUUUUGUGACUUCUAUAUUAGCUGCAGAUCACUUAGCUCAAGCUACUUUUUGAAAACUGAUCAGUUCACUCAUUAGUUUUGCAAAACCGGGUGCAAGUACGGCUAGCCAACUGGCUAAAAAAUGGAGUUAGACUUCAUGAAGAUAGUAGCUUCGGUUCUUUUGCUGCUGAGUAUAACUUCUGCGCAGGAUUGCGGGACUGGAUGGACGGUACGUCCAGGUACGACACUCUGCUAUCGACUUGAGACUGCCAAAGUGACUUGGGACCAGGCCAAUACUGCGUGUAACGCAUUUGGGGGAGGACUAACCACUAUUGCUGACCAAGACGAGAAAGCUUUUGUGUCAGCAUUUUCUGAUACAGCAAAUGACUAUCUGUGGAUUGGAAUGACGGAUUCCGCUGGUCAGGGAAUCUGGAAUUGGCAAAAUUCACCAUGCGUUUCUUUAAUUGACUGGAACGUUGGCGAACCAAGUUACGGAAACGGUGGAAAAGAGUGUGCUAUAUUCCUUAUGAAAGUCAGCAACUAUACAUGGGACGAUGUACGCUGCGGCGCAACGUUCCCAUACGUAUGCAGGAAAGAUAUUGGACCUGCCUCCGAAACUAACACGGAAUGUAACAAUGGAUGUACCAACACUGCUGGUUGUACAGGCUACACCUACAAAGGCGGCCAGUGCACUCUACAUGUAAGAAAGAAUGUUGGGACAAUACAAGGUGUAGCUACCACCGUUAUUACCUGUGAGAAAUACCCACCACCAGCACCGACAACAGUUGCUACAACUACAAUAAGUACUACACCAGACUGCGGGACUGGAUGGACGCUACGUCCAGGUACGACACUCUGCUAUCGACUUGAGACUGCCAAAGUAACUUGGGACCAGGCCAAUACUGCGUGUAACGCACUUGGGGGAGGACUAACCACUAUUGCUGACCAAGCAGAGAAAGCCUUUGUAUCAGCAUUUUCUGACAGAGCAAAUGACUAUCUGUGGAUUGGAAUGACGGAUUCAGCUGGUCAGGGAAUCUGGAAUUGGCAAAAUUCACCAUGCGUUUCUUUAAUUGACUGGAACGUUGGCGAACCAAGUUACGGAAACGGUGGAAAAGAGUGUGCUAUAUUCCUUAUGAAAGUCAGCAACUAUACAUGGGACGAUGUACGCUGCGGUGCAACGUUCCCAUACGUAUGCAGGAAAGAUAUUGGACCUGCCUCCGAAACUAAUACGGAAUGUAACAAUGGAUGUACCAACACUGCUGGUUGUACAGGCUACACCUACAAAGGCGGCCAGUGCACUCUACAUGUAAGAAAGGAUGUUGGGACAAUACAAGGUGUAGCUACUACCGUUAUUACCUGUGAGAAAUACCCACCACCAGCACCAACAACAGUUGCUACAACUACAAUAAGUACUACACCAGACUGCGGGACUGGAUGGACGCUACGUCCAGGUACGACACUCUGCUAUCGACUUGAGACUGCCAAAGUGACUUGGGACAAGGCCAAUACUGCGUGUAACGCACUUGGGGGAGGACUAACCACUAUUGCUGACCAAGCAGAGAAAACCUUUGUAUCAGCAUUUUCUGACAGAGCAAAUGACUAUCUGUGGAUUGGAAUGACGGAUUCAGCUGGUCAGGGAAUCUGGAAUUGGCAAAAUUCACCAUGCGUUUCUUUAAUUGACUGGAACGUUGGCGAACCAAGUUACGGAAACGGUGGAAAAGAGUGUGCUAUAUUCCUUAUGAAAGUCAGCAACUAUACAUGGGACGAUGUACGCUGCGGUGCAACGUUCCCAUACGUAUGCAGGAAAGAUAUUGGACCUGCCUCCGAAACUAAUACGGAAUGUAACAAUGGAUGUACCAACACUGCUGGUUGUACAGGCUACACCUACAAAGGCGGCCAGUGCACUCUACAUGUAAGAAAGGAUGUUGGGACAAUACAAGGUGUAGCUACUACCGUUAUUACCUGUGAGAAAUACCCACCACCAGCACCAACAACAGUUGCUACAACUACAAUAAGUACUACACCAGACUGCGGGACUGGAUGGACGCUACGUCCAGGUACGACACUCUGCUAUCGACUUGAGACUGCCAAAGUGACUUGGGACCAGGCCAAUACUGCGUGUAACGCACUUGGGGGAGGACUAACCACUAUUGCUGACCAAGCAGAGAAAACCUUUGUAUCAGCAUUUUCUGAUAGAGCAAAUGACUAUCUGUGGAUUGGAAUGACGGAUUCAGCUGGUCAGGGAAUCUGGAAUUGGCAAAAUUCACCAUGCGUUUCUUUAAUUGACUGGAACGUUGGCGAACCAAGUUACGGAAACGGUGGAAAAGAGUGUGCCAUAUUCCUUAUGAAAGUCAGCAACUAUACAUGGGACGAUGUACGCUGCGGCGCAACGUUCCCAUACGUAUGCAGGAAAGAUAUUGGACCUGCAUCCGAAACAAAUACGGAAUGUAACAAUGGAUGUACCAACACUGCUGGUUGUACAGGCUACACCUACAAAGGCGGCCAGUGCAUUCUACAUGUAAGAAAGGAUGUUGGGGCAAUAAAAGGUGUUGCAACUACCGUUAUUACCUGUGAGAAAUAUCCUCCUCCUCCACCGAUAAGUACCACCCCAGACUGCGGGACUGGGUGGGCGCUACGUCCAGGUACGACACUCUGUUAUCGACUUGAAACUACAAAAGUGACUUGGGAAAAUGCCAAUAUUGCGUGUAACUCAUUUGGGGGAGGGCUGACCACUAUAGCUGACCAAGCAGAGAAAGACUACGUUUCAGCAUUUUCUGAUAGAGCAAACGAUUAUCUGUGGAUUGGGAUGACGGAUUCAGCAGGUCAGGGAAUCUGGAAUUGGCAAGAUGCACCAUGCGUUUCUUUCAUUGACUGGAACCGCGGUGAACCAAGUUACGGAAACGGUGGAAAAGAGUGUGCUAUAUUCCUUAUGAAAGUCAGCAACUAUACAUGGGACGAUGUACGCUGCGGCGCAACGUUCCCAUACGUAUGCAGGAAAGAUAUUGGUCCUGGCUCCGAAACCAAUGCGGGAUGUAACCAUGGAUGUAGACACACUCCUGGUUGUACAGGCUACACCUACAAAGGCGGCCAGUGCACUCUACAUGUAAGAAAGUACAUUGGAACUAUGAAUGGUGUUGCAACCACCGUUGUUACUUGUGAGAAAUACCCCCCACCAGGGCCAAGAAGACAUCGACAUAAGUAUUAUGAUAGCGACUGUGAAGAUAACGCAAGAUUUGAAUUUUCCCAUCCAAGUCCUUUGUUCUCGCGCUUUGCUGCUAAAGGACGUAAGGUAAAAAGUGAUCAAGCUGACAGCAUGUUUCUUUGGCUUGUGUAAGCCGACGCUAAAAAAACAAAAUGGGCCAAGUUAUAAUGACAUUCUGGAAUACAUCAAGGUUUAGCUGAGACGUCGUUAAUUUUAUGGAUAAUAACAUUUUUUUCACUAAACAUAUAUUCAUGUUAAUGUAGUCUAUAAAAAAGCACUGUUCAAUAGUACAAGAUUGUUUUUAUGCAUAAUGAAACAUUAAAUAUUUGUUUCUUAUUUAUGUAUUACGAUUUGUUAAAUUUGGCUCGAUGUUUUCGAUGAAUAAAGUUUACACCGUCAUUCAUAUAAAAAGCAUCGAAACCAAUCGAUGUUGUUUAAAUACUAAAAAUAAUUUUAAUAGUCUCUUAUAGCAUUAAUUACUUAACUACUUUAUCACUUCUUUAAUGUUUAAUUUCAUAAAAUGCAAUCAUUUUCUAAGCUUUUUCAAAUAGAAGACAUAUGUUGUUUGUUUGUUUGUUUUUUAUAUCACCUGUGAAUGUUUUCACUCUUAAAUUAUUAUUUUCUAAACAAAAACUUUAAAUAUCUUUCUCUUUUAAUUCAACAAAUACUCUAAAACAAUUAUAUAUUUAAAAACCUUAUAUUAGUUUAAACACUCACUGU
This is a messenger RNA of Physella acuta, 3920 nucleotides long. RefSeq names its product macrophage mannose receptor 1-like. Lineage: Eukaryota; Metazoa; Mollusca; Gastropoda; Physidae. The record is from RefSeq and is a predicted model, not a curated record.